Molecule: messenger RNA, 2982 nt
Organism: Durusdinium trenchii
Lineage: Eukaryota; Dinophyceae; Suessiales; Symbiodiniaceae
Source: the annotation of a GenBank genome assembly
AUGAUGCCAUCUCUUUUUUUGCGAGUUGGCCAACUGCCAAGGCUGGCGAAUCAGAAAGCCGACCUCAGAGCCAUCGAGCAGUUGGCGGCUGAGGAAUUACAAAAAUCCAUUUCCGGAACUUCCGGAGAGGAAGUACAGCUCACAGUUGACUCGCUUGGAAUGAUGCGACGUCUCACAAAAGCCCAUGUGAAGGAAAUGCAGUGGGUGCAGAACCAGCAAGCCUUCUGGAUGCUGAUCAGCAUGCUGGGGCACUUUCAACUCUUCGAGGGCGCGCAUGGCGGCGAUGUGGCCCAACGCAUCCAGAACAGCUUCGUCCACAACAAGGACAUGGUGGCCUUCAUGAUGUUGCUGGGUGUGACCGACAGCCGCGAGCCGCUGUCGAAGCUGGGAGCCAGAGACCUCCUAGUGUUUUGCGUGGCGCUGUCGAUGACAGCACUAGGACCGUGGGUACUGUCCCCUGCUUACUGGCCCUUGCAUCAAGUCUUCUUCUCCUUCAACUCUUUAUCUUUGCCGCCGUACAAUCUGCCGCGGCUGCGGGUGAGGCAUGACUGGUUCCUCUACCACUACUUUUUCGCACGCCUUUGCCUGGUUGGCUUCACAAAAGUGUCAGCGAAAUACCGGUUGAAUUGCUUUGCUGGUGCUUGGCAGGCUGUGCUUGUGCUGUGCAUGGCAUGCUUGGUUCCAGAUGAUGUCCUGUGGCUUUGGGUCCCUUUGCCAUACCGGAGGUCGCUGUGGAUCCGCAGUAUAGCUAUUAUGAUGAAAGGUGUGAGGAUGAGCUGCUUCUUUCUCACUGGCUGCUACCUUCUUGCCUUCCACACCACGAAAGCAAUGAGAUGUAACGAAAGCGACAGCAGCUGUCAGGCGAGCUCGUUAUUUUCUCGCCUCCGCCUCCUGCGCGAUGCCGUGGCACGUUCCACGACACUCUCUGUGGCGGUCGGUGCUGGAGCUUUCACCGUGUUUCUGGUGAUUUCAGUGUUAACCUCCCCGGUGCCACUUGGAGAUUUUGGCUACCAGCAUGGCUGGAAGGCCAUCUAUGUUGAAGGCGAAAAUGUCUACACAGCCAGCCACUCAGUGUCCUGGCACUACAUGACUCAUCCAUCAUUGUUCUUGUACAUUGUGCUGUGGUUUGGAGAGAUGCUGCUGCUGGUCGUGCCCUUCUUAGCUGUUGCCUUAAUGAUGGCCUGCUGCCCCUGGCACUUCAAAAGGAUGGGAUCGACUUGUUUUGGGACUUAUGUGCUACAUCCAUACCACAUGAUAGCGCCCUGGACUGCAUGGUUUCAGAGACCUAUACUUUCCCGCAUCACCUUUGACAGCUUCGGCUCCGGUAAUGUGCUUAUUGUCCUUCUUUGGAACGUGUUUUUCUGCAUUCUGUUUGCGCAGACAGUUGGCGCUUGUUUCCACAACGUACUUAUAGCUGGCUUCCAGAAGCUCUUUCAACUAGGGAAGCGCAGAGGCAAUCCCCAAGGCAAUGAUGCUUGGGAUUUCGAUAUGGAACUUGAGACUUGCUUGGUGGAAGUGCCAACCUUCUUGCAGAUCUCUUCGAGUUUGUCGCCCCACGUCUCCCCCCAUGCCUCCGAUGCGGGGCAAAUCCUGGAUGUCCGACCGAGCAAAGCCUUCAAGGUUCUGUCUCAGAUUGCCUUGGUGCAAGUCAUUGCCGCCCUGGCCAUUGUUCUCGCCGGCUUUGCAAUCUCUGGCGUCCCUACAUCUUCCAGGGCCAAGCACUCUGGCGACGGCAUCUCUUGGCCAAUGAAGGUUGUUCUUGCGGGCACUUUGCUUGUGGAUUACACCUGCACUGACCAAUACCAGCCAAGCAUGCCAGCCAUGGCGCGCGAGUUUGGUGUAUCACAAACACUUAUGGGCUCCACGAUACAGCUGCAUGUAUUCAGCAGCUCUAUUAGCCUUCUGUUUGCAGGGCCCAUUUCAGACCGCAUUGGCCGACGGCCUGUAGUUCUGUUUCUUCAAGUGGUUUUGGCCAUCAGCACCUUCUCUUGUGGCUGCGCUGAUUCGUUCAAAUGGUUUGCAGCAGGACGUGCUCUUCAAGGUGUGGCAGCAUCUGUGGGGAGCGUCGUCCUUGCAGUCACCCAAGAUGCUUACGACGAUUCAGCUCAGAGGAUGCAAACGACCAGCAUGCUAGUAUCCAUCAUAGUGCUUGGUCCCCUUGUGGCUCCUACAGUUGGUGGUUUGCUGGCGGCUGCUUUUGGCUGGAGGUUUCCAUUCUUUGCCUUGUCAUUUCUCGCUGUGGUGGCUUUCCUGACGAGCUUGAUGGUCGUUGAAGAGACAGCAGGCCCAGCGCAGGAAACAGCUUAUUUGGCCUCUGCCAUUCGAACAUUAUCCGACGCGCGCAGGCUACGAAUUCUGGCAUGCUGCGCUGUUGGGAAAAGUGUGUUUGACAUUAUGACGGCCAGUAACGGCUUCAUUUUGGAGGAUUCGUACCAGCUGCCGCUUGCGCGCACAGCAGUGAUUCAAUCCGCCAUGGCUUCGUCAGGUUUGGUGGGCAGUACGUUGGCCAGCCAUUUACCUUGGAAACCACUUGAUGUCAUGUCAUUUUUCUCGCCCAUCUUGGCAUUUUCAGCAGCAUGCAUGGCACUAGUAGGGCUGCUGUUUGACCAGUACCUGGUCCUCUACAUGUUCAUCAUAUGCGCCAAUGAGGUGUUGAUUUACCCGCCUUUGAUGUCGAUGACAGUUGAAUUUGGGCAGGAUCUAAGAGACAUAGCUGGCUUGGCGUCAAGUGUGCUAACAUCAGGCAUGAAUUUGUUCAGCUUGGGGUUAUCACUUCCGGCCGUUGCAAUUGCCACCUAUGGCCCUGCUGCGCUGCUUUAUGUGAUGGCCGCCAUCAUUUUGACCAUGCCCUUCAUCAUGGUAUUUGGCAUCCUCCCCCCUAGCGGCCCUAGCGACCUGAAGGAAGAAGAGUUCGUGCAUGGGAAUGAAGAGCAAGCAAAUGAGGAACUUGGCGAGGAGAAGGAGAAGAAGACGUGCGGGUGA